This is a messenger RNA of Stegastes partitus (bicolor damselfish), 4618 nucleotides long. RefSeq names its product BRCA1 interacting helicase 1 (gene brip1). Bases 202 to 3891 code for a protein of 1229 amino acids. The transcript has 20 exons. Gene Ontology annotation, molecular function: ATP binding; DNA binding; DNA helicase activity. NCBI's taxonomy places the organism in Eukaryota, Metazoa, Chordata, Actinopteri, Pomacentridae. Gene Ontology annotation, cellular component: nucleus. Gene Ontology annotation, biological process: double-strand break repair involved in meiotic recombination; nucleotide-excision repair. The record is from RefSeq and is a predicted model, not a curated record.
GUCAACAUAAACAAUUCCUGCUCGUCGAAUUCGCGUCUUAUAUAUCUGUCGUAACAGUUUUUUUUUCUCAGCAGCCUUACCAGUUUAGCCAUGGGACACGUUACCAGGAAUGACCCAAAGUAACGUGAAGGAGGACUUAGCAUUAACUGCUAGGUAGCCGCUGAUAGCUUUCCAGUGACUGUACUCAGCCAACACAGGGACAUGGCUACAUCCAGAGUGGAGUACACCAUAGGAGGGGUGAAGAUCCACUUCCCCUGCAAGGCUUACCCGUCCCAGCUGGCCAUGAUGAAUUCAAUCGUCCGAGGGUUGAACUACGGGCAGCACUGCCUUCUGGAAAGUCCUACAGGAAGUGGAAAGAGUUUGGCUCUUCUCUGCUCAGCUCUGGGAUGGCAGCAAGCUCAGCAUGGUAAACUACAAAAAGGGAGUACUGUAGAGGACAAGAGCCUGCCAGAUGCCCCCACACCUUGUCAGUGCGUAUGCCACAGUAAAACCAGCAAGACCGCCGAUACAGCAGCAACUGAACCUGCUGUUAUGGACCACACUGUGUCACACAGCAAAGAGACUGCUCAGCUGCACCCUCCAGCACCCAAACAUCUACCUUUACCAGAGGAGGAACAACCCAAAAAACCAUCUCUAGCUUCUCGUCUGUCUGAGAAGUUCCAGGCUUCUCUCAGCUCUGACUGCGAGAAAGACAACGACUUUCAGCCAGACAGGAAACGCGUUCGCACUGCAGAGCUCAAGAGCCGAAAAAAGCAGCGUCUGGAGCCCGGAGUCAUAUUCAUAGAUGAUGAACCGGAGCAGGAGAAUGAGCCAAGGGGUCCUCAGAAUUGGACUGCAGAGAGCAACGGCCAGGCAGCUGGUUCAUCCUCAUCCUGCUGUGCCCCUGAACCCUGUUCCCGCUGCCCAUGUGCUUCAACCAAAGACGGUGUGAAGAACAAGGACAAAGACAAAGAUGGCAGUAAAAAGAUUCCUACGAUCUUCUUUGGCACUCGUACACAUAAACAGAUAACUCAGAUCACCCAUGAGUUGAAGCGCACUGUUUACUCCCGUGUGCCCAUGACCAUCUUAUCCAGUAGAGAUCACACCUGUGUCCACCCAGAAGUGGCGCCUUACUCCAACCGCAAUGAGCGAUGCAAAGAGCUACUGGAAGCCAAAGAUGGCCGGUCGUGCCGUUACUACCAUGGUGUCCAGAAGAUGCGGGAUCAGUACUCACUACAGCAGGUCCACGGACUGCAUGACGCAUGGGACAUUGAGGACCUGGUAACACUGGGAAAGCGGCUUCGCUCAUGCUCUUACUUUGCUGCCCGUGAACUUAUGCAGGGCGCCUCUAUCAUCUUCUGCCCAUAUAACUACCUUCUGGACCCAACGAUCAGAGAGAAUCUGGACAUCGACCUGGCAGGCCAAAUUUUGGUUUUGGAUGAGGCUCACAACAUUGAAGACUGUGCAAGGGAGAGUGCCAGCUACACAUUACACCACAGCAGUCUGCUGAUGUCCAGAGACGAGCUGGACGGCAUGAUCAAAAGCAACAUCCGACGCUCCAAGCACGAGCCACUUCAGAACUUCUGCUACAGUCUGAUCAACUGGAUCCAGGAGAGCCAAAGCCUGAUGUCUGAGCGGGGAUAUGAGAGCGCCAGUAAAGUUUGGAAUGGGAAAGAUAUACUGAGCAUCUUUCACACAUUGGGUAUCACUGCUGCUACCUUCAGCAUUUUGAAGGAAAAUUUGGCAGCAGUGUUGGAGAAGGAGGAGCGUGUUGGUUUGAUUCAUGGUAGAGAGGACAUGGUGCAGGUCCCGACCAUCAGCUCAGCUACCGCUACUGUCCUCAAAAGCCUUUUCAUGGUUCUGGACUUUCUCUACAGGGACAAUUGCAGGUUUGCUGAAGACUACCGGGUAGCCCUGCAGAAGAGCUAUGCUUGGACCAAUCAGGUCCCUCCUGAUGUACCUGACGCUCAGGGCUUUUUUGUUCGGCCACGUCAUCGACAGCGCCAGAGUGUCAGAGUCAAGGCAGAAGUCCUGACCCUGAGUUUCUGGUGCCUGAACCCUGCUGUGGCUUUCUCUGACUUGAGUGGGUCGGUACACAGCAUCGUGCUGACAUCGGGAACCCUGUCACCCAUGGGCUCCUUCUCCUCUGAACUUGGGGUGAAAUUCUCUAUUCAGCUGGAGGCCAACCAUGUGAUCAACAAGUCCCAGGUUUGGGUGGGCACUGUUGGUGCAGGACCCCAAGGCAAAAAACUCUGCGCCACCUUUCAGCACUCUGAAACGUAUGCUUUCCAGGACGAGGUGGGUGCCCUGCUGCUCCAUGUCUGCCAGGUCAUGGCCAAGGGUGUGCUCUGCUUCUUGCCUUCUUACAAGAUGCUGGACAAGCUGAGAGACCGAUGGAUCAACACUGGUCUUUGGGAGAAGCUAGAGCAACAGAAAACAGUGAUCACCGAGCCCCGCGGUGGAGGGAAGGGGGAUUUUGACGAGCUGCUUCAGACAUACUAUGAUGCUAUCAAAUACAGUGAGGAAAGAGAUGGUGCACUGCUGAUUGCUGUGUGUCGGGGUAAAGUGAGUGAAGGGCUCGACUUUACAGAUGAUAAUGCCAGAGCAGUGGUCACCAUUGGAAUUCCCUUCCCGAACAUCAAAGACCUCCAGGUGGAACUGAAGAUGAAGUACAACGACCAACACUGCAACUCUAGAGGUCUUCUCCAAGGUCAUCGCUGGUAUGAAAUCCAGGCCUACAGAGCCCUAAACCAGGCCCUGGGGAGGUGUAUUCGCCACAAGAAUGAUUGGGGCGCCUUAAUUCUAGUGGAUGAUCGGUACAGGAGUAAUCCUAACAAGUACAUCACAGGUCUGUCGAAAUGGGUCCGCCAGCUCGUCCGACAUCACGACACCUUCAGCAAUGCCAUGCAGUCUCUGGCAGCAUUCUCUCAGGGGCAGCAGAAGGUGGAGGUAGCUUCUGCAGACAGUCAGACCCUCUGCUCUACUGUCUCCUCUCACAGCUCUCACUUACCAGCAGCGGUAAAGGAACAGAGUCUGCCCAAGGCCUCAGAACUUCAGAUACCCAGCUCAUGUGUCAAAACACCUGAACCUCAGCAGGACACAAGCCCCUCAGUCUGCGAUUUUUUCUCUUGUACACAGUUGAAAGCUGAAGAGAAUGAAAAAGCAGAACGAUUGAAGACGCUGCGUGUUCCUCCAGCAGAGCCUCUCUCACGUCAGAAAACAACAGCUCAGUCUCUGUUCCCCAUUUUCACCUCCAGCCCCAUCAGCACCAGCUUUAAGAAGCCAAUCUUUAAAAAAAGAGCACCCGGUAAUUCCAGCCAGCACUUGGAAACAUCCAGUCAUUGUGAGGACAAAGAGAACCAUCAGAUCUCCUCUCCACCAUUAAAGACUGAGGGGGUUUGUCUUAAACAAGAGGCUGGAAACAUUUCCAGCGAAAUCAAUGUGGAAUCAAGCAGUCGGGCUCCAGAGCCUUCUGCAGUAACAGCCCCUCCCCGGUGUAAAAGUGAAACAACCACAGCAGACGAUUCGGGUGAAGAUGACGAGGACCAGACAAUUUUCUUUACUCCAGAACUUUUCGAGGAAGAGGGAGACAACGGUAGCCCACAGAAAGAGGUGAGGGCUGAGUCGCCGCCCUGGAUGGUCUUCGGGACAGAGAGCCCGGCCCUGCUGUCAGAAGAACUUUUUGGCUCUGAGCAGGCCCAAGGGCAAGCCUCUGGUUUUGAUGGACAGAGUGCUAUUUCAGUCAGUAAGGAGAGCACAGAGCUGUCACAGGGACAGAAAGAAGAAAUCAGAGGACAGAAGCAAGGUGAGGAGAGAGAGGAGGUUGAAACCCAGAGCAGACAGACAGGCAGUAGGCUUCACAGGCUGUCCAGGUCCAAGCAGAAAGCUCCCUGCACUCCAACAGGUAACUAACAACCUGGACACAAGUAUAGUGUGGACAAAGCUGAAUGUCUUUUAUGAGAACGGUGUGUUGAAUGCACAUUAUUUUUGCGAAGAUUUUGCCUCCAAAUUUUACAAGUAGAUUGACUGUGAAACAGUUUGCAGCACAAGGUAAAAUACCACAUUCACUUCAUUCCAUUUAAAAAUCUUAAAAUUUGUAGAUUUUACAACUGAUCUUUCAGAAUUUUCUAAACACUAUGUUGUGAAGUGUCUCAGUGUGUUACAACCGCCUCAGGCAAUUAGCCCACACACUAAUACUGCGCAGGCAGUCGAUGAUGAGGCUUCAGCCAUCUCGGAUCAGCUUCUUAUGUAGUGUGACAGCUCAUCUUAUUAAGGCCUGUUCUCAGUUAAAGAACACACAACGAACCAACAAUAUUGAAAUUGCUUCACUAAUUGAAUGUCUGUUUAAACAAAUCAUUAAAAUUUAAAAGCAGGAACUCAUUUGUUUCUAUACAAGUGCCUCAUCAUUUAGUUGUGUUUUAAUGAUGUGUUUGUAGAUUAUGGGUGAGGAACAUGGAUGGUUUAGACAUGCCUGAUUUCACCCAAAGACGGGACCUUUAUUAUUUUCAAUUUCUUUGCCAAUUAUGUAACUAUAUGCUGUAAGCCAAAGCGGUGUUAGUGUGUGGAUAUACACUGGCUUCACCUUUGGUAUAAGCUUGUGUACAUUCCUGUCACAAUAAAAUUAAAUGCCAGCAUUUCA